AUGUAUCGUGAUUCAGAGGCGCAAACUGACCCAUAUUCUCCAUUGUAUGUUGUUAAUACAGGGGAAAACCUUGAGACACUGAAAUUAACUUCGUUGAGUUAUGGAUAUGGACUUCCAGUCGGAUUAUUUGAUGUUGAAAGAAUUGAACGUGCAAGACAAAGACGAGAAAUUGAAGCAAAUUUACCGCCGUAUAAAGAUAUUGCAAAUAAUCUGGUACAGAUUGCCAAACGACGUAAAAUUUUGGAAGGUUUAGAAAAUCGUGAAUGGUACUUCAGAGAAAGAGAGGUUGAAGCGUAA
This is a messenger RNA of Schistosoma mattheei, 297 nucleotides long. The record is from the annotation of a GenBank genome assembly. NCBI's taxonomy places the organism in Eukaryota, Metazoa, Platyhelminthes, Trematoda, Strigeidida, Schistosomatidae.